AGGUAGCAAAAAUUCAAGCAGCCGAUUAUAGAACGCCGACCGAAGCUACCCAGCACCUUGAAGCACGGUUAUGCGCACUGAGCAUGCUGCAAGAUGCCACAAAUACUCGCGAGGGAGCGGGUGUCAAAGUGUUUGCACGGAGGAAGCCGGCCGCACCCACGCAGCGUGACGCUGGGGACGCCGACAGCUCUGCGUGUGCACGUGGUGCCGGCCGCAACACCAGCUGCCGGGCCAGCGACGCAUCGGACGUGUCUGCUGUUGCGCCGCUGCCAGGCCCAGCGGAAUGGCGCCGACGCCUGGACAGUCGGCGCACCAGCGUGCUCAAGCCGCCGCUCCCAGCGGACGGCGGCAACUCGCUACUGCAUAAGGCGGACUGGCUGGCGCAGCGCCACAUGCCCGCCCGGCAGCGGGAGAGCAGGAACGCGGCUGUGGCUGCCGUGCUGAGCGAGAUGCGGGCGCACUAUGAUGAGGUGGACCAGGAAGAGCUUGUGGUGGAGAGCCCGGACGCCAGCCCCCUCAAGGGCGCAGGUGGCGGCAGCAGCCGCCUGGCAGGCAAGCUGGCAGCACUGGCGCUCUUGCAGCCCAAACACACACGCUCACAGCCAACGGAGGCUAUCAAAAGCCCGGAUGCCGCUAAAUUGGGCGGUGUGCUGGCCAGUGGGCGUGCAUCGCCGCCGACGCCCGCAGCUCUGAGCUCGCGGACAGAGGACACGACGCCGGUGCCAUCGACAGCAGCUGAGGAGGACUCGGCAGCGUCGACAGACGCAGUCGUGCAGCUUAAGGCCAAGCCCGCAGGUGACGGCGCUGGGCCGCAUCCCCGGACGGCAUCUGGCACAACCAGCUCACUGGGAGCUGCGCUUGCAGAUGCUGGGUGCCCCGGCUCGCCGGCAAGCGGCGCUUGCGGGGUUGCGUGCGCGGAGUGGCAAGGCGCGGCUUCGCUCGAGGACGCCCUUCAGGAGGCCCGCAGCCCCGGCAGGCGCAGCGGAGUGCCAGGAGCCACGGCAGACCUGUCCUCACUGCAGCGACUGCUCCUGCUGUGUGGUCAGGAGCCGCACCUCCCGCUGGAGGCGCUGCCCUCGAUGGACGACCUCAUCGGCCAGCUGGCACAGCAGCUGGCGGGAGGCCAACUCGGUGCGGCCAACGGCGCCGCUGCUGCAUCUGCCACCGGCGGGGCUGCUGCAGGUCCUGUCGGGUCCGCACAUGCCGCGUCGUCUGCGGGCGGGCGAGCCACGCGGGCAACCCGCCAAGCCAAGCGGGGCGCAGCCGAUGCGGCAGGUGCGAUUGCCGGCGGUGCCGACAAUGCUCGCGCUGUAGAGCCAUCCGCAACUGCCAAGCGGCCAGUGGUGGUCAAGGUGGGGGAGGGCAGCUACGGAGAGGCGUGGCGCCUCGGCGGCGGCAAGGCGGCUGGGCAGGGCGGGGCGGCGGCCCCGGCCGUGGUUAUCAAGGUGGUGCCCAUUGACGGCAAGGAGGACUUCAACGGGGGUCCACAGAAAACGGCGGCGGACAUGCAAUCUGAGACGCUCAUGUGCCGCGAGCUGAGCGCCCUAGGGGCCGCCGGCGCCCCAGGCGCCAGCGAGCACUUCACGUCCGGCUUCGUGCGCACGCACGCCGUGGCGGUGUGCCGGGGCCCCUACUCCAGUGACCUGGUCAAGGCCUGGGAGAAGUGGGAUGCAGAGCACGGUUCGGAGAACGAGCCGGUUAGCGAGCUGCCGCCAGACCAGCUGUACUGGUGCAUUGCCAUGGAGGACAGCGGCACUGACCUGGAGAAGUACGACAAGCUGGAGAGCUGGGACCAGCUGCGCAGUGUGCUACUGCAGGUGGCUGUGAGCCUGGCGGUGUCGGAGGCGGCGCUGGCGUUCGAGCACCGCGACCUGCACUGGGGCAAUGUGCUCAUCCGGCCGCACGCGCCGCCAGACGGCAGUGCCGGCUGCAUGACCAGCCGCCUGCGCGGCCACACGCUCAAGGUGUCGAGCUGCGGCCUAGUGGCGACCAUCAUCGACUUCACCAACAGCCGCCUGCAGGCUGCCGACGGCACGCUGGCCUUCUGCGACCUUGAGGCCGAUCCAGCCGUGUUUGAGGGCACACGCGGCGAUGUGCAGUUCGACACCUACCGCUGGAUGCGGUCCGCGGUGGAGCGCGACUGGUCCGCCAGCUGCCCCGAGACCAACUGCCUGUGGCUGGGCUAUCUGGCGGAGGUGCUGGCCACCAAGUUCGGAGCGGGAGGUGGCGGAGGGUCCAAGGCAGGAGCGGGAGGCAAGAAGGGCGCCGCGGCCCUGGGCCUGAAGCUCAGCGUGGCGCAGAAGCGAGAGCUGCGGGAGUUCAGGAAGCGGGCGGUGGCGUGCAGCAGCUGCGGCGACCUCAUCCUGGACACGCUCUUCGGCGGCCUCUUGCAGCUGGAGCAGUGACGCGUGCCGCAGGUGAUGGCGAAGACCACAACAUGCAUUCCCUUUGGUUUGCAUGUUAUGUCCCGUGCGGUGCGGUUUGAUACGUGAAAGGCAACGGGUAGUAGGCCUGACGCAAUUGCUCUUUCGAUCCGGCAGGGUCAUGCCAGUGUGCCACUUACUCGGGCUGGCGGCGGGGAUGCGGAGACAGGCGGAAGUGGGCCAGAGGGUGGCCGGUGCUGGGGCUGCUGGGGUGUGUGCCGUGAACAUUUAAGUCGUUGGCGAGAGGUGGAUUGGAGUGCG
Messenger RNA from Chlamydomonas reinhardtii, 2684 nucleotides. RefSeq lists its product as uncharacterized. The transcript is spliced from 12 exons. Gene Ontology annotation, cellular component: cytoplasm; nucleus. NCBI's taxonomy places the organism in Eukaryota, Viridiplantae, Chlorophyta, Chlorophyceae, Chlamydomonadales, Chlamydomonadaceae. Gene Ontology annotation, molecular function: histone H3T3 kinase activity; ATP binding. Gene Ontology annotation, biological process: mitotic cell cycle; intracellular signal transduction. The coding region runs from base 84 to 2405 and encodes 773 amino acids. The record is from RefSeq and is a predicted model, not a curated record.